AUGCGUUUUCUGAUAACCCACAACCCUACCAAUGCUACCCUCAACAAGUUCACAGAGGAACUUAAGAAGUAUGGAGUGACAACUUUGGUUCGAGUUUGUGAUGCUACAUAUGAUAAAGCACCAGUUGAAAAAGAAGGAAUCCACGUUCUAGAUUGGCCUUUUGACGAUGGAGCACCACCCCCUAAUCAGAUAGUAGAUGAUUGGCUAAACCUACUAAAAACCAAAUUUCGUGAAGAACCAGGUUGCUGUGUUGCAGUGCAUUGUGUUGCAGGAUUGGGAAGGGCACCUGUACUAGUUGCACUUGCUUUGAUUGAAUGUGGAAUGAAGUACGAAGAUGCAGUUCAGUUUAUAAGACAAAAAAGAUGGUGA
Molecule: messenger RNA, 369 nt
Organism: Rangifer tarandus platyrhynchus (Svalbard reindeer)
Lineage: Eukaryota; Metazoa; Chordata; Mammalia; Artiodactyla; Cervidae
Source: the annotation of a GenBank genome assembly